GCCAGAGCGAGUUGCCUGUGCCGGAGAGUUAGAGCCAGACCUGAGCCCUCUCCUUAGCCAGAGCCACAGAGGAUCUGCCGGCGAGCGGAGCCCAAGCAGAGCCCUCCGCCGCCCCGGUGUCUCCACUCUCGCGCCCUCCGUAGCCCUCAGCACUUCUCUUGGUCCCGCUUCCGCCCCCGGCCCCUCCGCCCAAUGAAACUGGCGGCGAUGAUCAAGAAGAUGUGCCCGACCGACUCUGAACUGAGUAUUCCGGCCAAGAACUGCUACCGCAUGGUCAUCCUCGGUUCGUCCAAGGUAGGCAAGACGGCCAUCGUGUCGCGCUUCCUCACCGGACGCUUCGAGGAUGCCUACACACCCACCAUCGAGGACUUCCACCGCAAGUUCUACUCCAUCCGCGGAGAGGUCUACCAGCUUGACAUCCUUGACACGUCCGGCAACCAUCCGUUUCCAGCUAUGCGGCGUCUCUCCAUCCUUACAGGAGACGUUUUCAUCCUGGUGUUCAGCCUGGACAACCGCGACUCCUUCGAGGAGGUGCAGAGGCUCAAGCAGCAGAUCUUGGACACCAAGUCUUGCCUCAAGAACAAAACUAAGGAGAACGUGGACGUGCCCCUGGUCAUCUGCGGUAACAAGGGGGACCGGGACUUCUACCGCGAGGUGGAACAACGCGAGAUCGAGCAGCUGGUGGGUGACGACCCCCAGCGCUGCGCGUACUUCGAGAUUUCGGCCAAGAAGAACAGCAGCCUAGACCAGAUGUUCCGCGCGCUCUUCGCCAUGGCCAAGCUGCCAAGCGAGAUGAGCCCCGACCUGCACCGAAAGGUGUCGGUGCAGUACUGCGACGUGCUACACAAAAAGGCGCUGCGAAAUAAGAAGCUGUUGCGGGCUGGCAGCGGUGGCGGUGGCGACCCGGGCGAUGCCUUCGGCAUCGUUGCGCCCUUCGCGCGCAGGCCCAGCGUGCACAGCGACCUCAUGUAUAUCCGUGAGAAAGCCAACGGCAGCAGCCAGGCCAAGGACAAGGAGCGCUGCGUCAUUAGCUAGGAGCCCCCACCGUGCCGAAGACACAAUCCAACGAGGACUUUUUUUUUUUUUAAAGUCAAGUUUGACGCCUGGGCCUGUGGGGUGCACCCCGGGCCGCGAGCGCACGCGGACUGGUGUCUUCCCUUGGAGAAAUCCGGCCAUGCGCACUGGGAAGGCGCCACCAGAGAAGAGAUGGUCAUCUGCUCUGGAAGGAAGAACUGGCAAAGACAUGGACUCCCCCACUUUUGAACUCUGUUGGCGUCUCCCAUCCCCAACAACGUGGAUGGUGGCCCAGCAGAGGGGAUAUUUGUCAGAGACCAGAAUGAGAGUAGGGAGGGGGUGUGAGGUUCAUCAGCCACUGUUGGGCGUCAAGUAACUGGUCCUCCCUGGCUUUAGCUUGAGGGUCAGGACCAUUGGGGCAUUAUCUUGUCUGUGAUUUCUCAUUGCCAGUGACAGCUGGCCAAGGCCGCUGUCCUCCGGAAAAAACUGGCGGGGGUGUGUGGGUCAAAACAUAGCCAAGAGACUUGUUUACAUAUGUGCGUGUGAAGUUGCACAAAGGAAAAACAUAAAACUUGCACUUUAAUAGUAGUUCCAGUCAACAUGGACAUGAACAAAAUCCUUUCCAGGUGUUUAUACUCUGUGUGUGUGUGUGCGUGUGUGUGUGUGAAAUCUUUAAAGUUAUUGUUGUUUUUUUAAUAUAAAAUAAAAUAAUUUAACAU
Sciurus carolinensis (gray squirrel) is the source of this 1733-nucleotide messenger RNA. RefSeq names its product ras related dexamethasone induced 1 (gene Rasd1). NCBI's taxonomy places the organism in Eukaryota, Metazoa, Chordata, Mammalia, Rodentia, Sciuridae. Gene Ontology annotation, molecular function: GTPase activity; GTP binding. The transcript has 2 exons. The record is from RefSeq and is a predicted model, not a curated record. The coding region runs from base 193 to 1035 and encodes 280 amino acids.